AUGGGAUCAGCGCAUUCUCGAUCAGCUCUGCGUACAAAAAGCCAUGGUCUAUGUUUUUAUCUUGGUUUACCGAGUCUUUUUGUUACCAUCAAUCCAGCUGAUAUACACAGUCCAGUGGCCCUUUAUUUUGCAGAUGAAUAUGACGCAGAAUCAAAUAUGGCAAAUACCAAUGAAACAUCAGCAGGUGAACUAGUUGAUUUUGAUGUAUUUGUAUUAUUCCUUUUUUUAUUCAAAGCAAUGGAAACUAAUGCGAGUGAAAUUGUUCCUGCUUGCCAACCAACGCCUAAUCCAUCUUCUGACGAUUUCAUACGGAUAUUUUGGAAAGAUAUUAUACGACUCGUUGAAACCUGCAAUAUGCAUAAACAUUCUGCAACAUGUUAUAAAUACUCAAAAGCAAAGUCAGAUAAUUUAAAAACUUGUCGAAUGCGUAUGCCACGUGCUCUCGUGAAAAAUUCAACUAUCGACCAUGUAUCUGGCCAGAUUGCUAUGCGUCGAUCGCAUCCAUGGAUUAAUAAUUUCAAUGAAUGGCUCAUUAGUGCUUGCAGAUCUGAUAUGGACAUUAAAUUCAUUUGGGGUGGCAAUGGCGCAAAAGCUCUUGUUUAUUAUAUAACUGAUUAUAUAACAAAAUCGAGUCUAGCUUUCCACGAUAUGUUUCUAUUUGCGCAGCAAGGAAUCAAGUCUAUUGAGCAGUAUCGAAUUUCAGACCAAGUCGAAAGUGCUACUGAAAAAUCGCGUAAACUUGUAUUGCGAUGUUACAAUAUGAUUGCUUCACAUCAAGAAAUUUCAGGUGUCCAAGUAGCAUCAUAUUUAAUGAACUUUGGUGACCAUUAUACGACACAUACGUCCAAGAAUCUUUUCUUAUUCUCUAUUGAAAACUAUAUACAAACAGAAUUAAUUAAAGCACGACUCAGCGCACAAGAUACUAAUGAAAAGAAUGAAGACGGUAACAGAUUUAAUUUUACUAACACUGAUAGAAAAAUGAUGAAUCUUUUAGAUAUGUUGAAUUGCUUUUAUGAUGAUCAUGAAGAAGAUGAAACAAAAAUGACCGAAGAACAAUUUCUUUUGGAGAAAACGAUGAGGAAAAAUGAAGAUACAUAUGUGGUGGUGAAUACUCGUCUUGACUAUCAGUAUCGAUCGAAAGAUUUAACUACACUCUGUUUAUAUGAUUUUGUCAGUCUAUUUCAUAAAAAGAUAAUUGACAAAUCAGAUCAGCGUGCACUGAAGAAUGCUAACAGAUCUCAAGGUGAGAGGCUAUGCACACAAGGUACAAAGAUAAAUGAACGUCAUACUUUUGAAAGCACACAUCCCCAAUCAUCAUCACAUAUUCUUAUCAAACGCAACACCCCAGUUGUACCAGUUCUAUUGGGCCCUCAAAUACCACGUCGGGAGCGAGAAGACACUCAUGAACGCUACUGUUGUGCUUUACUGACACUCUUUGUACCAAGGCGAUCAAUAAAUGAUCUUUGUAAACUCACUGAGACGUGGUCUGGAGCGUUUGAAGCUCGUAAACAUCUGAUAUCCGAUGACGCACUCAGAAUUAUUGAAAAUAUACAGCUACUGCAUGAGUGCGAAAACGAUCGGGAUCAACAUCUUCUACAGCUUAUUGGAGCAGCAGACAAUGACAACAACAUUGAUCCUCUUCUUAUCCCUGAUUGUUAUGAAAAAGCCGACGAUAAUGAAGACGACGAACCUGAAGAACUUUUGCAAAUGCUCUCACUUAUUAAUGAAACCAACAGCACAGCACUUUUCAAACCUUCCAGCUACCAGGAGCAGCGUUAUUUACACGAUGCACUAGAAUCAAUUGAUAGUACAAAUAGAUUUGCCUCAUGA
Adineta steineri is the source of this 1830-nucleotide messenger RNA. NCBI's taxonomy places the organism in Eukaryota, Metazoa, Rotifera, Eurotatoria, Adinetida, Adinetidae. The record is from the annotation of a GenBank genome assembly.